AUGGGACAUGACUAUAGCUACAGCCAGCCAUCAGAGUCAGAGGAUUAUGGUGGGAACUCUGUCGACAGUGGCUACAGCGAAACGAAAGAUCUUAUUCGCCGGGACCAAGCUGAGAUAAGCUACAAUGCUCGUGCGCCGGCUCAUUACCCUCCGCAACCCGAGGUUGAGUUUGGAUUCCCGCAGACAUGCUACUGUGGUGGUCAGCCUCUUCUUGCAACAUCUGACAGUAGGAAUGAUCCUGGUAGAAGAUACUACACAUGUGAGAAUGUUGAUGAUAGAGAGUGCCAUGUUUGGAAAUGGUGGGAUGUGGCGGUUAUGGAGGAGAUGAGAGCUAGGGAUAGACACGUCCUUCAGCUGGCUGAAAAGGUAGAUAAUCUUACCCUUUUGAGUGACUAUGAGACUGAGCAGAAGCUGACUAGGCUAGAGAAGAUAGUGUGUGAUUUAGGUAAGGAGAAAUCAAGGUUUGGCAAUGGGUUUGAAUAA
This is a messenger RNA of Brassica oleracea var. oleracea, 483 nucleotides long. RefSeq lists its product as uncharacterized. The record is from RefSeq and is a predicted model, not a curated record. Lineage: Eukaryota; Viridiplantae; Streptophyta; Magnoliopsida; Brassicales; Brassicaceae. The transcript has 2 exons. Gene Ontology annotation, molecular function: zinc ion binding. Bases 1 to 483 code for a protein of 160 amino acids.